Molecule: messenger RNA, 375 nt
Organism: Penicillium mononematosum
Lineage: Eukaryota; Fungi; Ascomycota; Eurotiomycetes; Eurotiales; Aspergillaceae
Exons: 3
Coding region: 1-375 (124 amino acids)
Source: RefSeq, a predicted model, not a curated record
AUGAAUUACGAGCGCAUGGCAGCCAAAAUCCCCGCCCUCUACCGGCUAUCCAGGGAGUCCAAAGAGGCCGACCUCCUCAACGGUCUUCUAGGCUGGAUCCGCAACGACACCUUUGGAAAAACGGCCGAAGUCUGUGCCCUCUGGGGUUCAAUCGUCGAGGCCAAUAAGCACCUUGCCAAAAUCGAUCGUACGCUGCAAACACGUAAGAUUGACCAUGAGCACUUCGAUCUCAAGGAAAUUCUGAAUUCGGAGUUGCAGCAGGCUAAGGAAAUGAUGGCUGCUAUUCCUGGUGGUAGACGUGCGACUACUAUCACUACUGAUGAGGACUUUUCUCUUGCUGUUAAGCGGUUGAAGUAUCUCCGUGAGUACAGAUAG